Durusdinium trenchii is the source of this 417-nucleotide messenger RNA. The record is from the annotation of a GenBank genome assembly. Lineage: Eukaryota; Dinophyceae; Suessiales; Symbiodiniaceae.
AUGUUCUUGGGCUCCAAGGGCUUCCCCCAGAGGUCAGGCUUCGAUGCGUGGCUAGCACAGCAUGGGGGCAGCUCGAACGCCUACACGGCCGAGGAGCGCGGCCCAUGUUUUGUGCGGUUUAUCCAGGAGCAGACGGUCUACUAUGCCUCUGUGAACAGCAAGGCGCUGGAGGAGUGUUUGGAGCGCUACGCGGACAUCUUUGAAGCACCUCUCUUCAACGCUUCGUGGAUCUGGGAUGAGGUGCAGGCCGUGAACAGCGAGCACAACAAGAACCGGAAGAGCCAGGAAUGGCGGAUCCAGAGCUUGAUCGGCCAAAUGGCGGUCGCGCCUCGGGGCGAAGAAACCGAGCGCGGCCGAGCGGAGAGCGGCGCGCCUCGCAGGAAGAACCGAGACCUUCAGACCCACCGGAGCGGUUAG